AUGAGCGAGGCUUCUCGUGGCGCUCAAGAGUCCAAUGCCCCUGCGCAACGUGGGGGAAGGCGCAGGGCCAGGAAGUCAGCACGAGCGCGCCCCACCCGCAGGAGUUCAAAAGUACCUGCCGUUCCAAUAACCAACACUGAACCUACCGGAGAGGACCCUCAGGCCAGUAGUGCGGGGGUUCUUCACAGCGCGCCAGAUCGCGAGAAUUUCCAGGACCCUGGUUCUUCCUCGGCGGCAGCAUCAAACAGUGUCGGGCCUCAACCACCGUUGACGUACUCUGUGGAGGAACAGGAGCCAGUGUUGUACAGACCUCGUAACUGUCCCAAUGUUACUAUAGAGGUUCCCGUGCGAGCAGUAGUGGCCCCUAUGGAGGUCCGGUCAGAGCCAGAUAAGCAGUCCAAGGAGGAGUCAGUUUUUAGUAUCGGGGGGGACCAGAUACCGGACAGUCCCCGCGAUUAUCAGAAGUUUGCGCCUUUGCCCGGGCAUGAGGAAACAGACGACGACGCGGAGGAAACGGGUGACCAUGAGGGAACAGAAGGUGGUGGGGGUGAAGAGGGGCCCCAUGAGGGCAUUGGACAAGAAGUGGCCGCGGAGGUACAACACGACCCAUCCUCCUCAGCAGGGCCAUUAGGUAACUGGUGGGGGGGUGAGGGCGAGGGCGAGGGUGAGGACAUAUUGGAAGUUAAUCCUUUUGAAUUUCUCUGCGAUGACCCCGAGACAUACGAGAUCCAUCUAACACCUGUGUUCCCAGAAAGUUUGUCAAGCCCGCCAAAUAUGACAGACCCUCCUCUACCAGAAUUCCGCUCAGAGGCGACUGAGGCACUGGAUUUGAUUUUAGGCCUUAAUCCAGAGCCUCCAUAUGGUGUUGAUAUCGCUCAACUUUUCGCUGAUGCUUUGGGAACUUCCCCAGACUCACAACCUUCACCUGCUGGCCCCCCCGGUGUGGGGUCCCAGUUAUCAGCCACUCUUGGGGGGAACACUGUUCCUCCUCCCCCAGUCAAUUCUGCAACGGGUGCGACCCAACCGGUGGCCCUUACAAUCGGUCAUCAGGGCACUCCAGAAGCUUUUCUGGGAUCCUCUGUGUCCGAUGGACUAUUACCGGGCCCGAGCACUGGCGGAAGCAUUGAAAGUCAAGCUGCAGGCGAACUCAGCCAGCGUUACUCCGCCACCCGCCCACCUUCAAGACGCCAAACCAUGUCACCCAACCCAUGGGUCGUUCCAAGGGGAGAUCCGAUCAUGACAGGACUACUAAUGGCCGGGCCGUAUUCAGCUCCCCGGAGAGAGCAGGAUUUCAGCGGUGCUUUUCGCCCAGGCAGCCAAAAUCCCACACUCUACGAUCCAGAGAGUGAUCCUUAUCGUGAUCCACCCCUCACGCGUGUAAUGGGACCUUUGCCUCCAAACUCUAUUUGGAGGCGAACAUUUCCAGUCAAUACCGAUGCCGUCCAAUCGCCCGAGUCAGGAGGUUUCCCUUCUAACAGCAUGGGAGCGCCAGGACCUAUCGAUACAGGCUGCCCCGCCCCACCACAGAUCAACCCCUAUUCUACUUAUGCCUCAUACCCACCAUUGCCGCUUCCUCCUCGCGAGGAAACUCUGAGACCAUGGGCCAAUGAUAUCUCUGACUAUGGGGUUCAGUUCAUUUCGUUGAGAGAUUGUGAUUUGGGAGCGCUGGCUGAGUCUGUUGAGAAUGAGGUUAUCUCUGCAUUUUCACAAGAUUGGCUGGCUGAGUCCGAUGAAGGUGAAAGCAUGUCUGGUCUUUCAACAGGUUUGGCGGAGGGGAAUGAUUUGAACUCUCCUAGUGUUUCUCUGCAGAUGGGCGAUGUGUCUGGGCCUGGGAGUGAGAGUGGUGAGUUGCCUUUCUUGUCUUUCAGCUAGUUUUUACAAAGUUCCCAGUUCUCUCUAGUCAAUUAUUGCAGAUUUUAAUUGUAACAAUACUCAUUCCGGAAUGCAGACGAAGAUACACCUCAGCAUGAAGCCCAGGAAGCGGGCAUUGAAAGCAGCGGCUCAUCUGACCAACAACCAGCAACCAAGAGACAACGCAUUAACCAGCAAAACCAACUCCCUGAUCAUGUUCUAGGCACUACCUCUGCCAAGGAUGGACUUGACAUAGAUGAGCAUCCAUCUGGGGGCGGAAAGGAAAUCCCUGAUUGGGUUUUGGAUCUUAUGGCUGCUGACAAGGAGGAGGAGGAUAUCUUUGCAGGUGAGACAGAUUACGAGAUGGAAGAAGAGGGAAGCCUGUCGCCGCGGCGAUCUCAGGGGGGGUAUUCCCUAAUGGGAAAAGCAGUCUCGAGCGCCGAGUCCGCCGAGCCCGCCGAGCCCGCGGGGUCAGCUGAGUUUAUAAAAGGGGGUCAGGCAGUGGCCACUGGCACUUCUACAUCUGCACAACCUGGUGAGAAAGCAAUGACCAAAGUUCCAAAACCUGGUUUUUCUGUCGGUGUUGGAACAGACCCUCCUAACUUUAACCGCACAGACUACAAAUUCUAUCCCGACGACCCGGAUAGCGAUACCAGAUCUGAACGGCCAACCUUUGCAACACCUCCCAUAAACGCAGCCGAGUAUACGUACUUUCCGGACUCUAUGGAAGACGAACCCCAACCGCAACGGCGACCCCGUGGAAGGCCUCGUAAGAUUCGUGCCACCGAGCAAGUUGUGGCUCCGGCUCAGAAUCCCGUCGAGAAUACCCUUCAGGACCCGUUGGGAAAUACGGCCCAAAAUACUGUCCAAGACACCUUGCAAAACAAUAUGCAAACUACCAUUACUGAUGCUGGGCCUUACCAAGGCCGUCUGGUUCAUUUGGGAUGGCUUGUCCCAUAUCAGAGUAUGUGGUUCUGACUUCAAUGAUUGUUAACACAACUAAUUUGCUCUGCACAGAGGGUGAAGGUAUAUGCCUAGUGGGAUGUGAGAGUUUGCCCGGUACUAUUGGGUGCCUGAGAUGUUUCGACUUGAGGUUUCCGUAAGUUUUUUUCUUUCCAAAUGGGCAGUAGGUAUAAUUGCUAAGUCUAUUCUAGUGGCUAUAGGAAGAGAGAAAACAUGAAGUAAGUUCUCUGGUUCCGACAGCCCAGAAUUCACGAAUUUUAUUUGUUUCAUAUUUUUCUGAUAUACUGUUAUGUAUACAAAAACUAACGGUCGCAGCCCCUUGAUGAUUACCCGCCGCUUGGGCCCCGAUGAAUGCCCCACAGAGGGAGUGCAAGGGGCCCAAGAGCAGUCUGGUCUAUUGGCCCCGACUAAGGGUAAAGAAGCUAUCGGGCUCUCAAUCGGAAUGUCUACGGCACCUGCACAGAGGCGUCGCCCCGCUCAGGGGAAAUACCAAGCAGUCGAGUCCCAGGACGGUGAUGAAGAGCAGACCCAAUUGGGGAGUUCUAAGGCUUCGUCUAGGAAACGUUCACUUGUCACUAGUGCAGCUAAGCAGUCCCUCCCGCCAGCCUGGGAGCCGCGCGUGACUAGAUCCACGGCAGAGCUCUCCCCCCUACCGGCCAAGAGGACAGCUUCGGUUUCCUCUAAUACGUUAUCUACUGCGGGACCUACCCCCGGUCGCGGAUCUGCUACGAAAUCCACCGACCCCAAGAACCGCCGUAGUCAGGCGAGAGACGCAAGGGGAAAGUUUGUCUUGUCUACCGGGAAAGCGGGCGAUGCCUCUACUUCCACUGCGAAGACCCAGGCAAAGGCCAAGCAAACCCCGAAACGCGCAGGAACCACUGGUCCCCAAAAGUACACCGCCAAGGGCAAGGCUGUGCUCGAUUCUUCCGAGGAAGAGGAUCGCACCCCACCGUUCCCUGGGCACUGGUCUCACGAUAAUAUUGGCCCGGUCGAAUCAGAGUGCGAGGACGAGCCUCAAUCCGACGCGGAUUCCGCAGUGGAGGAAGGGUCCGAGUACGACGACGGGAACUAGGCUGACGGAAUCUUUGUAUAGCAUAACAAAUCAUGGCUCUUUGCGUUUGGGUAUCGCCUGUAGGUUAGGGACUGUUGGUGUCGUUCUUGGAUCUCCUGAUUGUGUCGUCUUUGAUACCUUUUAUGCUGUAUGGG
Molecule: messenger RNA, 4020 nt
Organism: Tuber aestivum (summer truffle)
Lineage: Eukaryota; Fungi; Ascomycota; Pezizomycetes; Pezizales; Tuberaceae
Source: the annotation of a GenBank genome assembly